AUGAACAGCCAAGACGAGGCGAACGCGCCCGCCUCAAGUGUUGGCAAGGCGAGGCACUCCUCGACCCGAUCGCCAGCCAGCAGUGAGAAGCGCAAGAGCCGCGAGUGCAAGGUCGACGGCUGCGAGAACUACAUCAUCAACAAGGGGCUGUGCUUUCGACACGGGGGAGGCAAGAAAUGCUCCGCUGACGGCUGCACGUCGAGCGCCAAGAACGCCGGACUGUGCUGGCGCCACGGCGGCUGGGUCAAGUGUCAGAUGGAGGGCUGCAAGCGUCGAGGCAAGUCGCGCGGCCUUUGCUGGUCCCAUGGAGGCGGCACCAAGUGCUCGCGAGGCGACUGCUCGAAGGUCGCCGUGUCGAACAGUCUGUGCUGGGCCCACGGAGGCGGCAAGCGCUGCGUGUUCGAGGGCUGCAAGAAGGCGGCGUACGAGCGCAACCACAACUUCUGCUCGCAGCACAUCGCCCAGCGACAGCAAGACCCCAAGACAGAGGAGACUACCAGUGGUUGA
Messenger RNA from Phytophthora sojae, 507 nucleotides. RefSeq lists its product as hypothetical. The transcript is spliced from 3 exons. NCBI's taxonomy places the organism in Eukaryota, Oomycota, Peronosporomycetes, Peronosporales, Peronosporaceae. The coding region runs from base 1 to 507 and encodes 168 amino acids. The record is from RefSeq and is a predicted model, not a curated record.